Rhincodon typus (whale shark) is the source of this 3955-nucleotide messenger RNA. Its product is annotated as granulocyte colony-stimulating factor receptor-like. The transcript has 15 exons. Gene Ontology annotation, biological process: cytokine-mediated signaling pathway. Gene Ontology annotation, molecular function: protein binding; cytokine receptor activity. Lineage: Eukaryota; Metazoa; Chordata; Chondrichthyes; Orectolobiformes; Rhincodontidae. The record is from RefSeq and is a predicted model, not a curated record. The coding region runs from base 1 to 2448 and encodes 815 amino acids. Gene Ontology annotation, cellular component: external side of plasma membrane.
AUGUGUUGCACCUGCAUGAUGUGGGAACUGGUGAUCCCCAUUGUGGUUCAUAGUGACCACAUCUUUAACCAGUCUUUGUUGCUCGAGGAGCUCCGACUCAGAGUUGAUGAGCUGGAGUUUGAUCUUCGAACACUGCGACGCAUCAGGGAGGGGGAAGAGUUAUCUGAAAGCUGUGUUUCAGGCAGUCACACACUAUGGAACAAUGGGUUUAAUGAUCUUAAUAAACUUGGUGGUGGAUCACUCAACACCAUGUGGAAAUCUGUGGAUUCAACCUUUCUGUUUUGGUGCCUUGUUUAUCAGCUUAUACCUCAUAUAGGAGUUCUUUCGGAUGCACAUGAAUGCCUCAGGAUCUCAGUCAGUGCCAACCCUGUGCACCUGGGAUCAUCACUGGUUGCUACCUGCAAAAUAACAAACACCUCCUGUGUUAUGGGCUCUAUCACUCACGCCUCUCAGAUACUGUGGCAACUCGACAAUAAGUACAUUGACAAGACACAGUACACAAUUGUGAACAGGACCGUAUCCCAAGUCAACAUUUCUGCUUUCAACCAAACAGUUGGAAACCUCAGCUGUCAGAUUCCGCAAGGAUCAGAAGGAAUUCUGCAAAAUGGCGUGCAAAUCCAAGCUGGUUUUCCUCCAGAGAAACCAACGAAUUUAACUUGUGUAACAAGCUGGAAGGAAAAAAUCAGCAUGACAUGCAGCUGGGAUCCAGGCAGAGACUCCUACAUCCGAACAACCUACACACUCCGCAGAAUAAAGAAUUUGGGUAAGUGCCAUAAUCAUGAAAUGGAUGCAAAGUGGAGUGAUUGCUUGUCUCAGGAUUCCCGUUCCUGUACUGUUCCUCGUGACAAACUCCGUCUCUUCUCCACUGAUGAUAUCUUUGUGCUCGCAAAGAAUGAACUCGGAUCCCAAGUGUCUGACGUCCUGUGCCUUGAUGCAAUGGAUGUGGUGAAACUAGAGCAGCCUGUCGAUCCCAUCAUACAAGGAGAUCCACGAAACAUCAACUGUUUGAUUAUAAGAUGGAGGAUAAGAAUUAAACUGCAAAUUAAAUGCCAAUUGCAGUACCGAGAACACGGCGAGUCUGCCUGGAGACAAAUUUUGGCUUUCAUCAAAGAACUGCAGAAAGAGGAGCGUCUGUGCCAGUUGUCACCAGGCACUGAGUACCUAAUCCGCCUGCGCUGUAUGUUGUCUGGUACAACUCGAUACUGGAGUGACUGGAGCGUAGAAUACUCUGGACGCACUGCAGAAAGCCUUUUGAAAUCCGCUACCGUGAUUGCACAAUGCUCAUCACCAUUCACAACUCCUCAGGAACUGAAGGAGUCUGAAAUGAAUGGGAGGAUCCAAGGCUACAGAGUGACAUAUGGAUGUGAAUCUGAUGCCAAUCAUCCUGAAGUCACUUUGUGUAAUACGACGAGUUUGAGCUGCAGAAUCUCAAGUCCCAAAGGAGACGGCAACAUCUGUGUCCGUGCUUACAACACAGCUGGGCACUCUCCUGCUGCAUUGCUGGCACUGCCGACUCUACACCAGACAGAGAAUGUUGAACCCAUGAAAUGUUAUGCCAUCUCCAUCUACCCUCUGCUUUUCAAAGGACUUGCAGUUCCAUAUUCUACUGAAGCAUAUUCCAAGCAAGGUGAUAUCGUGAGAAAUGAAUUGGAAAGGAGAUACACGUUGACUGGGCUUCUAGCUGCUACUGAUUACGAGGUGAAAGUCAUGGCAACAACUGAUGCAGGUGGAACAAAUAGUUCAGUCUUGAAUCUUACCACAAAGAAAUCUGAUGAGAACAUUUUGAUUAUCAUUGCAUGGCUUUUCCUAAUUCUCCUUCUCUUGAUGUCCAUUCUGCUUUUGAUGUAUUUUCUUUUCAAAAAAAUGUUAACUGGACAACUAUGGCCAAAGAUACCAAACCCUGCAAACAGCGCCCUUGCCAGCUGGAGCCCAGGGAGGCAAUCCCAGGAUUGGAAUUCUUUGGAAGGAGCUCCUGACCACAUUGUUUCCUCUGUUACUUUACUUCAGAGAGACGAAAGACAGAACACUGCUUUUGGAGCAAAAUCAAACCCCUUGCUUGAUGAUGAAAAUGUUCUGAGCAUUGACAUGAAUAAAAAGAGCACCAGUGGUGUAGCGACCCUGCACUGUUGCUCAGAGGGGCAUAAUUAUGUUGUUUACAUGCCAUACCACAAUCAUUCUGAGGAGGCUCAGUAUGCAACGGUGUUGCACUCUAAAGACCAGAUAGGUCCACCCACACUCUUCUUGAGGUCAGAUUCCACUCAACCACUUCUGCAUGAAUUAACCCAAAGUCCCAAAUUAUAUGAGAAUCCAUGGUUUACGAUGUCUGCUACAAAUGACAGUGAAUUGUCCCAGGAUAUUUCAUUGUCAGAUAUUAUAGUUGAAGAGGAGGAAAUCUGGAAAACGUUCCCACUUUUAUGGGGACUGGUGUCUGAGCACAAAUCUGAUUAAAUGGUGACACAGUUGUAACCCACUGGUGAAUUACAGAAAUGGUGACACAUUGAUGAUACACUGAUGCUUCAAAGGUGCCACAAUCAUCAAUGCUGAAUGGUGACAGCUCUGCUGAAUGCACCAGUGUGAGCAACUCAAUCUGCCCGAUUCCUCUGCUAUUUCUGCAUUGACCUGCAGUUUGUUUCUUCUCUUCAUGGAGUUGUAUAAAUUCCUUUUGAAACCACAUUUGAAUCUGCCUCCCCCAACAAUCUCAAAGUGCAUUCUAGAUUUCAACCACUGGCUAUGUGACAAUGUUUUUCUCCUGUCACUUUUGGUACUUUUGCUGAUCACCUUAAAUCAAUGUCCACUGGUUUUUGACCUAUCCACCAAUGGGAAGAAUUUAUCCAAACUGUUCUAUCCAAACCUCAGGUCAUUUGAAUACCUGCAUCAAAUUUCCUUGCAACAACCAGUUCCCAAAGGAUAAAACUCUCAACUUUGUCAAUUUAUACAUGUAACUGAAGUCUUCUGUCAUUGGAAUCAUUCUCAUUUUUUUUUUCUGCGUCCUCCUCAAAAGACUGUUAUCUGCAGUUAGACACAAAACUCCAAUUAAAACUGAGCUAUGUUCACCACAAACUCCUUACUUUUGUACUCUAUACUUCUUUUUGCAAAGUCCAAAGUCUCAUUUGCCCAUUAACCAUUUUCACAUUCAAUAUGACCAAUAUCAAUAAUUCAUAUCGGUAUAUCUCCAGAUCUUUCUGCUCUUGCACCCUAUUUAGAGAGAGAAUUGUAUCCUUCACUUUCUCACUUUUUCAUAUUACUCCAAACAAAAUGUAUCAUUUCACACUUCUCUAAACUAAACUUCAUAAGUCCAGCCAUUUGAUCAGCCUCAUUAUGUCCUCUCUCAGUUCACAAUGCUUCCAAUUUUAUAUCAGGAAAUUUUGAAAUUGUGGCCUGCACACCCGAGUUUCAUCAUUAAUAUAGAUCAAGAGAAACUAUAAAUCAAGAGUAGACUAUUCAGCCCAUCAAGUCUGCCCCACCAUUCAGUAUGAUCGUGUCUGAUCGAACACCCGUUCUCUAUGACUCAAACAACUUGUAUCCAUGCUGCCUCGAUUGCCUUUGUUCCUUGGGCUUCAGCUUUGCUGACAAAGCAUUUUUAAAGAAAACCUUUUGGAAGUCCAUGUACACUACAUCAAUCACAUUUACUAUCAACUAUAAAAUCUACUCAAAAAUGUAAUCAAGGUUAAUUAAACUUGCCCUGAACAAAUCUGUGCUGCAAUCUUGAAUCUUGUCUACCCUUGUCAGAGUGACUGUUAAUUUUGUCCCCAUUAUCAUCUCUAGAGGUGCUAGUUAAAUGAGUUGGCUAUCAUGUGGUUAUCAAUAGCACAAUACUGCAGGUUCAGUUCCUGAUCUAGCUGAUGUGAAGUUCACACAUGUCUCCUCACCUCAGAGUCAGAGAGAUGUGCAGCAUGAUAACGGACCCUUCGGUCCAACUCAUCCAUGCCAAACAGAUAAAUUAAUCUAGUUCCAU